AUGCUGCAGAAGGGAGCACCAGCCACAUCAGAGAGCGCGGUGAAGAGCGCGGUGACGCGGACGAGGAUGAACGUCCAACGGCGCAAACUUGCCAAGGAGGAAAAAAAGAAACAGCGCGGGUCGAACAAAGGCAGGCGUUGGCAAAAGGUGCGCGAUGACCAGGAUGUCUGCUGGAGAGUCGCGUCGGGCGGAUCUUGUGAGUUCGGUGCGGAGUGUCGCUGGAGUCACGAUGUUCCUGCAUACCUGGCUGCAAAACCAAGAGACGUCCGCUUCCCCACCCCCUCUGAUCUGAGCGACAUUCCCCCGUUCGUGCAGACCGUGGGCGAUGCCGGUGCUAUACAGGCAGGUGACGAAAAAGAAGAAUCUUCUAUCGACUUUUCUACGAAAUGCCCGGUGUUCGAGGAGACAGGGGCAUGCCGACACGGAUUCAAGUGUCGCUUCCUUGGGGGACACGUCCAUAAAGCUGAAGAUAACACAUUAUUGCUGAUACAAGACGAAGAUAGGAAGGCACGACUCAUGCGCUCAACAACAGAGGCCAACUUCCUGGACGCGUCAACCAUGAAGUUACUCCGAACGAAGAAGUAUCCCCUUCCAAUCACGGAUGCCUAUCUUCGUGAACUCCAGUUACAGAAUGUGAAAGAGGGCAACGGCAAAGAAGGCUCCAAAGAUGAAGUCGACGCUUCUCCCUACACUCCUCGUUCCCCAGAAGCUGAUCCAGAGCCGAGCCGAGAGGAGCCUACAGCAGACCCCGAAGUCGUUCCAAAAACCCCCUCCACCUCUACUCCCGAAAACCUUGCUUCCACUGUACCUCCCGAGAAUGCUGCUAUCCCUCCUUUGGCGCCUUCGACGGAGGAAAUGGAGACGCAGAAUGACACUCCUGAUGUCCCCACCCGUUUCACCGAAAAGAAGAGGCUUGUCUGGUCCGAUAAGACAUACCUUGCGCCCUUGACUACAGUUGGCAACUUGCCGUUCCGGCGCCUAUGUGUUACGCUCGGAGCUGACAUCACAUGCGGUGAAAUGGGCCUGGCGAACUCCUUCCUCUCCGCGUCAAAAGAGGAAUGGUCAUUGGUCCGACGACACCCGUCUGAGACGAUGUUUGGCGUGCAACUUGCGGGGAGUAAACCUUCGUUACUCGUCCCUACGGCCGAAGUGAUUGCCAAGGAGUGCUCAGGCGGCGUAGACUUCGUUGAUCUCAAUUGUGGAUGCCCGAUAGAUUUGGUGUUCAGAACUGGAAGCGGUUCGGCCUUGCUGGACACGCCUGGAAAGCUUGGCAAGAUUCUGAUUGGGAUGAAUAAAGCACUCGGAGAGAUCCCCUUAACCAUCAAACUACGUACCGGAGUCAAGGAGGGAAAAAAUACUUCACAUAAGUUGAUGCCAAGGAUCAGUUCCGAAUGGAACGUCUCUGCGAUGACUCUCCAUGGCAGAACGCGGCAGCAACGCUAUUCUAAAUUGGCAGAUUGGGAAUAUAUCAAGAGCUGCGUCGAGGCCGUACGCGCUCGUGAAGAGGAAGAAGAUCUACCCAGAAUUCCCAUAUUCGGUGGAGGCGAUUGCUUUUCCUCGCAGGACUACUGGCAUGCUGUCGAAAAUUACAGUGUGGACGGGGUCAUGGUGGCCCGUGGUGCCCUCAUCAAGCCUUGGAUUUUCACCGAAAUUAAAGAGCGAAGGGAGUGGGAUAUCAGCUCGAAAGAGCGUUUGGAGUUGAUUCGUCAGUAUGCAGAGUUCGGCCUAAACCAUUUUGGUACUGACACGGCGGGUGUGAAUACGGCGCGCCGGUACCUCUGCGAGGCGCUCUCGUUCCAAUACCGUUACGUGCCGAUCGGCCUGCUCGAACAUCUUCCAGGACGAAUUAACGACCGCGCGCCCCUAUUCCGCGGGCGCGAUGACCUCGAAACGUUGCUUGCGAGUGGCGAUAGUCGGGACUGGGUCAAGAUAUCCGAGAUGUUCUUGGGCCCUGCACCCGAGUCCUGGUCUUUCACACCCAAGCACAAGAGCAACGCCUACGGAAACGAAGAAAGCCAAGGCUAGGUGUAGCUGGGGAUGAAGAACGUCGUCCUACCAGACUGUAAAAACUCUUGCACGCCGUGUGCCCUACAUCUCCGUCUCAUGUAUCACUAAAUAAUACAUGCCCAGCAACUUCGGGUAAGGCCGUACCUGUAGCUCCGUCUGAUGUACAUGUUCUACACGUGCAUAAAAUGUUAGCCAUACAAGAAAAUUACACCAC
Heterobasidion irregulare TC 32-1 is the source of this 2221-nucleotide messenger RNA. RefSeq lists its product as uncharacterized. Bases 1 to 2025 code for a protein of 674 amino acids. The record is from RefSeq and is a predicted model, not a curated record. NCBI's taxonomy places the organism in Eukaryota, Fungi, Basidiomycota, Agaricomycetes, Russulales, Bondarzewiaceae. Gene Ontology annotation, biological process: tRNA processing. Gene Ontology annotation, molecular function: RNA binding; tRNA dihydrouridine synthase activity; metal ion binding. The transcript is spliced from 13 exons.